Condylura cristata (star-nosed mole) is the source of this 2114-nucleotide messenger RNA. It is a transcript of the gene GTF2H1, whose product is annotated as general transcription factor IIH, polypeptide 1, 62kDa. The transcript is spliced from 15 exons. Gene Ontology annotation, biological process: transcription by RNA polymerase I; nucleotide-excision repair; transcription by RNA polymerase II. The coding region runs from base 153 to 1799 and encodes 548 amino acids. Gene Ontology annotation, cellular component: transcription factor TFIIH core complex; transcription factor TFIIH holo complex. Lineage: Eukaryota; Metazoa; Chordata; Mammalia; Eulipotyphla; Talpidae. The record is from RefSeq and is a predicted model, not a curated record.
AGUAACAGAGGCGGUGGCGACGGCGGCGGCCGCUGGGCUUCGGUCUCUUCCCGGCAGCAUCAGUAAGAAGCUUAGUGGAACUCAGCCCAACCCAGCCCACUUACGUGAUCUCUGCCUAGGGUCGUAGCUCCCACCUGCAACAUCUAGCCAUUAUGGCAACAUCAUCUGAAGAAGUUUUGCUAAUUGUAAAGAAGGUGCGUCAGAAGAAGCAGGAUGGAGCACUGUAUCUCAUGGCAGAAAGAAUUGCUUGGGCACCUGAAGGCAAAGAUAGAUUUACAAUCAGCCAUAUGUAUGCAGAUAUUAAAUGCCAGAAAAUCAGUCCAGAAGGAAAAGCUAAAAUUCAACUUCAGCUGGUCCUGCAUGCAGGGGACACAACUAACUUCCAUUUUUCCAAUGAAAGCACAGCAGUGAAAGAGCGAGAUGCAGUGAAAGAUCUUCUUCAGCAGCUGCUGCCUAAAUUCAAGAGGAAAGCUAAUAAAGAACUAGAAGAGAAAAACAGAAUGCUGCAAGAAGAUCCUGUUUUAUUUCAGCUCUAUAAAGACCUUGUUGUGAGUCAAGUGAUAAGUGCUGAGGAAUUCUGGGCUAAUCGUUUAAAUGUGAAUGCAACAGAGAGUUCUUCUACAUCCAAUCAUAAACAGGAUGUUGGUAUUUCUGCAGCAUUUCUGGCUGAUGUACGGCCCCAAACAGAUGGAUGUAAUGGUCUGAGAUACAAUUUAACCUCUGAUAUCAUUGAGUCCAUAUUUAGGACCUAUCCAGCUGUAAAAAUGAAAUACGCAGAAAAUGUUCCCCACAAUAUGACAGAAAAGGAAUUCUGGACACGUUUUUUCCAGUCCCAUUAUUUUCACAGGGACCGACUGAAUACAGGGUCAAAGGACCUCUUUGCAGAAUGUGCCAAAAUAGAUGAAAAAGGGUUAAAAACAAUGGUUUCCUUAGGAGUGAAAAAUCCACUACUUGACUUGACAGCUUUGGAAGAUAAACCAUUAGAUGAGGGCUAUGGCAUUUCCUCUGUGCCAUCUACUUCUAAUUCUAAAUCCAUAAAGGAGAAUAGUAACGCUGCCAUCAUCAAGAGGUUUAACCAUCACAGUGCCAUGGUGCUGGCAGCAGGCCUCAGGAAGCAAGAAGCACAAAAUGAACAAAAUGGUGAGCCCAGCAGCAUGGACGGAAAUUGUGGAGAUGCAGACUACUUUCAGCCAGCAGUCAAACGGGCGAAGUUACAAGAGUCUAUUGAAUAUGAAGAUUUGGGGAAAAAUAAUUCCAUGAAAACAAUUGCACUAAACCUCAAGAAGUCAGAUAGGUAUUACCAUGGUCCAACUCCAAUCCAGUCAUUACAGUAUGCAACAAGUCAGGACAUUAUUAAUUCUUUUCAAAGUAUUAGACAAGAAAUGGAAGCUUAUACACCCAAAUUAACUCAGGUUCUUUCAAGUAGUGCUGCCAGUAGUACCAUCACAGCACUGUCACCUGGAGGAGCACUUAUGCAGGGAGGAACGCAGCAAGCCAUAAACCAGAUGGUGCCAAAUGAUAUUCAGUCUGAGUUGAAACACCUCUAUGUGGCAGUUGGGGAACUUUUACGGCACUUCUGGUCCUGCUUUCCUGUUAAUACACCAUUCCUAGAAGAAAAGGUAGUGAAAAUGAAAAGUAAUUUGGAACGGUUCCAAGUUACAAAGCUCUCUCCAUUCCAAGAAAAAAUUCGAAGACAGUAUUUAAGCACAAAUUUGGUAAGUCACAUAGAAGAAAUGCUCCAGACAGCGUACAACAAGCUCCACAUGUGGCAGUCACGGCGUCUGAUGAAGAAAACGUGAAGGGUCAGUAGCUCUCACGGGUUUUGUGAGACAGAGAACUGUGGCCCACAGUGACCCUGAAAACCUGGCCUGACCGACCUGCAGAUGAUCACUUAGAAGUGACAAACAUCUGCACCACGCAGACUCUCGGAGCUGAUGCUGUUGUACUUGCACAUUGUGAACUGAAAGGAACUGUGAUUAAAUUAAAAGCUGGGGAGGUAAAUUAAGGCAGAACCAAAAUGAGCUAAGUUGCAAAUAUAUAUAUUUUAAAAAGACACUGUUUACCGCAGUUACUCAGGACUGCUUUUGAUUCACAUUAAGCUGCUUUCAAAAUUU